This is a messenger RNA of Acanthosepion pharaonis, 606 nucleotides long. NCBI's taxonomy places the organism in Eukaryota, Metazoa, Mollusca, Cephalopoda, Sepiida, Sepiidae. The record is from the annotation of a GenBank genome assembly.
AUGAAGCAUAUCUAUCUAUCUAUCUAUCUAUCUAUCUAUCUAUCUAUCUAUUUCUUUCUUUUUGAGCUCUGUGUGUUUCUUCACAAUCAUUGUUUCUUUUUUUCUUUUUCUUACGUUCUUUCUUUCUCCUUUUCUGUCCUUCUUUUUUCGUUUCUCUAUUUAUUUUUAUUUUUUCUCAGUCAUUUUUGUUCUUUCAAAAUUAUUAUUUCUUUCUUUCCUUCUUUCUUUCUUUCUUUCUUUCUUUCCUUCUUUCUUUCUUUCUUUCUUUCUUUCUUAGUCAUCCGUCAACAUCAAGUUUAUCUUUAUUUCUUUCCUUUCUUCCUUUUUUCUGCUUUUUUCUUCUUCUGUCUUCUUGUUUGUUUGAUUGCUUCUUUCUUUCUAUUUUCUUUCUUUCUCAGUCAUUUGAUUUCUUUGGCAAUCAUGUUUUUCAUCUUUCUUUCAAACCUUCAAACUUUCUUUCUUAGUCAUUUGUGUACUUUCACAAUCAUGUCUUUCUUUCUUUCUUUCUUUCUUUCUUUCUUCGAAACAUUAUUUCUUUGUCGUUUAACGUUGUCUAUUAUUUCAAAAUUAUUUAAUUUCACGCACUUCUGUUACGUUCAAGCUUGA